GCAUCUGCGCCCUCCGCAGUCCUCUGCCUCGUUGCCGCUCCGUCUCCCCAGAGUCGCCUUCUCUCAUCGCUGCAGCCAUGAACGGGCAGCUCAACGGCUUCCAUGAGGCGUUCAUCGAGGAGGGGACAUUCCUUUUCACUUCAGAGUCUGUAGGGGAAGGUCAUCCAGAUAAGAUUUGUGACCAAAUCAGUGAUGCUGUCCUUGAUGCACACCUUCAGCAGGACCCUGAUGCUAAAGUGGCUUGUGAAACUGUUGCUAAAACUGGAAUGAUCCUUCUUGCUGGGGAAAUUACAUCUAGAGCUGCCAUUGAUUACCAGAAAGUGGUUCGUGAAGCCAUAAAGCACAUUGGCUAUGAUGAUUCUUCCAAAGGGUUUGACUACAAGACUUGUAAUGUGUUGGUUGCCUUGGAACAACAGUCACCAGAUAUCGCCCAAGGUGUUCAUCUUGACCGGAAUGAGGAAGACAUUGGUGCAGGAGAUCAGGGUUUGAUGUUUGGUUAUGCCACUGAUGAAACUGAAGAGUGUAUGCCUUUAACUAUUGUCUUAGCACACAAGCUAAAUGCUAAACUGGCUGAGCUACGCCGCAAUGGCACAUUGCCUUGGUUACGCCCAGAUUCUAAAACUCAAGUGACUGUGCAGUAUAUGCAAGAUCGAGGUGCUGUGAUUCCCAUCAGAGUCCACACAAUUGUUAUAUCUGUUCAGCAUGAUGAAGAAGUUUGUCUUGAUGAAAUGAGGGAUGCUCUGAAGGAGAAAGUGAUCAAAGCUGUUGUACCUGCAAAGUACCUUGAUGAGGAUACAAUUUACCACCUACAGCCAAGUGGCAGAUUCGUUAUUGGUGGGCCUCAGGGUGAUGCUGGUUUGACUGGCCGAAAAAUCAUUGUGGAUACUUAUGGCGGUUGGGGAGCUCAUGGAGGAGGGGCCUUUUCAGGAAAGGAUUAUACCAAAGUGGACCGUUCAGCUGCUUAUGCUGCUCGUUGGGUGGCAAAAUCCCUUGUUAAAGGAGGUCUGUGCAGGAGGGUUCUUGUUCAGGUCUCUUAUGCUAUUGGAGUUUCUCAUCCAUUGUCGAUCUCCAUUUUCCAUUAUGGUACUUCUCAGAAGAGUGAGAGAGAGCUAUUAGAAAUUGUGAAGAAUAAUUUUGAUCUUCGCCCUGGGGUCAUUGUCAGGGAUCUGGAUCUGAAGAAGCCAAUUUAUCAGAGGACUGCAGCCUAUGGCCACUUUGGUAGGGACAGCUUCCCCUGGGAAGUGCCCAAAAAGCUUAAAUAUUGAAAGUGUUAGCCUUUUUUCCCCAGACUUGUUGGCGUAGGUUACAGAGAAGCCUUCAAGCUCUGAGGGAAAGGG
Molecule: messenger RNA, 1337 nt
Organism: Rattus norvegicus (Norway rat)
Lineage: Eukaryota; Metazoa; Chordata; Mammalia; Rodentia; Muridae
Gene: Mat2a
Product: methionine adenosyltransferase 2A
Biological process (GO): S-adenosylmethionine biosynthetic process
Molecular function (GO): ATP binding; methionine adenosyltransferase activity
Source: RefSeq, marked provisional